UCCGGAUGCGUAGCUUUGCUUCACCGAUAAUUCCUGGCUGAGUGCAGUGGGCCAUCAAAACAAAAACAGCACUCACACACAUACAGUGGCUAAUGUCAGUGAGAGCUAACGUUACUGUCCUUAGAUAUCAGUUUGCUGUUUCACCAUGCUACUGAAGUCGUGUUGCAUUUACAGCACCGGAGUUCUUUCUAUACUACUCCUGAUCUCGGGUAUUGCUUUGGUCUUGUCUAACGUGUUUACACAUUUCGUACAGUCGGUGGUUGAGAAGGAAGUAGUUUUGAAGAAUGGCACAGAGGCAUUUGAGGCCUGGGAGAAUCCACCGGCCCCUAUUUACAUGCAGUUUUACUUCUUUAAUCUGACCAACCCCAUGGAGGUGCUGGAUGGGGAUCGGCCUGCUGUGAUUGAGAUUGGACCAUAUACAUACAGAGAGUACCGGCCUAUGGAGCAAGUGGACUUCCAGGAUAAUGGCACUAAAGUAGCAGCUGUCAACACUAAGACCUACAUAUUCCAGCGUAACAUGUCCCGAGGUCCAGAGAGUGACCUCAUCAGGACAGUCAACAUCCCUGCAAUGACGGUGAUGGAGCAAUUCAAGGACCAGGCUUUCCUCGCCAAUCUGAUCUCCUCCUACAUGAAGGGCACCGGGGAAGGCCUGUUUACCACCCACACAGUGGGAGAGCUGCUGUGGGGUUAUGAAGACGGCCUGCUCAAAGCCCUCAGAACUUUUAAACCUGACCUGGAUGAUGUUUUCGGACUCUUCUAUAAGACCAAUGCUUCCAACGAUGGUGAUUAUGUCUUCUUCACUGGACAGCAAAACUACAAGGACUUUUCCAGAGUGGAUACAUGGAACGGUGAAAGCAAGCUGAAUUGGUGGUCAUCUGAUGAGUGCAAUAUGAUCAAUGGAACCAACGGAGCAUCUUUCCAUCCAGUCAUCACCAAGAAUGAGACACUCUACAUGUUCUCCUCUGACCUGUGCAGGUCUCUGUACGCUCUGUAUGAGGAGGAUGUGACAGUGAAGGGGAUCCCUGGGUAUCUCUUCAGUCCCCCGAGCAAGGUGUUUGCCAAUCACACCGUGAACCCAGCCAACGCAGGCUUCUGUGUCCCUACUGGAAAUUGCCUGGGCUCUGGCGUACUGAAUGUCAGCCUAUGUAAACAAGGAGCUCCCAUCAUAAUGUCUCCACCACACUUCUACCAGGCAGAUGAGAAAUAUGUUGAGGAUGUAUUUGGCAUGAGGCCUAAGAAGGAGGAACACCAGACUACGAUUGUUAUCAAUCCGCUGACAGGAAUCAUCCUGCAAGCAGCGAAGCGGCUCCAGGUCAACGUUUACGUGGAGAAAAUUCCCACCUUCAGUCAAACAGGAAACAUGAGGACAGUGAUCUUUCCUGUGGUUUAUAUCAAUGAGAGCGUCGUCAUUGACGACGCAUCAGCCAUGAAGCUGAAGGCGAUUGUUGUCAAGCAGAAUGUCGUGGCGAACAUUCCAUUCAUGCUGAUUGGUCUAGGCAUCGUUCUGGGAGGAGUCUUCAUGUUUCUGAUGUGUCGACAGAAGGUCCCCGAGAGCACUGCAGCUGAACGACAGCCCCUGCUCUCAUCAUAGCACCAAACAGUAUGUAAAAGGAGGAGGAUUGCCAUAUUUGCAGUAUAAUUCCACAUUUCAUGGUUUCAAUGGAUCUGAAUUUUUUUUUUACCAUUAACCCCCAAGUAAUAGUUUGCAUUAAUAACCACAAUUCCACCUUUUAAUCCGUUUUUUAAAUCAAAUGGUUUUAGGAAACAAAGUGAAGAGGUUUGUUACAGGGUUGGGGUUAAUGUCAUACUUACAAGUCAGUUGUAAGGAUGCUGAAAUCCGUCUUUUUUUAAAUUAAAUAUUUUUCUUUUUUACUGCCAAAUAUGGGAUAUUGGAUUGAAACUAUUUGAAUUGAGUAAUUUAAAUCUCCUACACAAUCUAAUUUAAAUUGUCUGAAGAGUCAGCUCUGAACAAAUACAACCACCAGGAAUGUGUGUGUGUGUGUGUGUGUGUGUGUGUGUGUGUGUGUGUGUGUGUGUGUGUGUUUGUGUGUGUGUGUGUGUGUGUGUGUGUGUGUGUGUGUGUGUGUGUGUGUGUGUGUGUGUGUGUGUGUGUGUGUGUGUGUGUGUGUGUGUGUGUGUGUGCGCGAUGAAUGGCUACAGAACUAAAAUAGUGAUGAAGGAACACUGUCAGUGUUUGUUUUUAGAAAUUGGCCAAUAAUCCAUUUUUAGCACGGUGUGGUCAGAUUUUUGAGGCAUCAGUAACAAGAACUGCUGUUUUAAUGCAAGACAAAUAUUCUGUCAAUAACAAAGUCAAACUGUGCAAAACGCAUAAUGUUUUAUUCUUUUUUUAAUAUUCUUUUUGGAGCAUUUUUAGGCCUUUAUUUGACAGGACAGCUGAAGACAUGAAAGGGGAGAGAGGGGGGGAUGACAUGCAGCAGAGGGCCGCAGGUCAGAGUUGAACCCGGGCCCGCUCCGUUGAGGAGUAAACCUCUAUAUAUGGGCGCCCCUAAUGUUUUAUUCUCAUUAAUCUAUAGUGAACUCCGCUUCCUUUUAAAAACCAUGUACUCUGUGUAACCUUCAGUGGAAAUCCAGUAAUCACGAUAUAUGUAAAUAAUAUAAUGUGGAAUCACAUCCAAAUAGUAUAAAUGAUGGUGUGAAGCGCUGUGCAAUAUUCUCUUUUCACUAAUUCCAAUUAGACAUGAAUGUGGGAUUUUUAGUUUUUCUACUGAUAUUAUGCUAAAAUCCGUGUAUGAAACUGUGUUAUGCUAGUGACACUACUGAUAAAUAUUUUGCCAAAUAUAAAAUUAUUAAACGUUUUUCCUUUUUAACCACUAGGAAUUGCACAUUAUUUUUAUGGUUACAUUCUGCACUUCUAAACAGCAUUUUAUCAGAUUAUUUUAACUUCAUUUGAAGUUUGGCAAGAUUUUCUGUCCAGAACUACAUAGAAUGUCACUACAAUGUGUAAUUUGUUCGUUGAAUAACCACUGUUUCACACACAUCACUGACAGGCUGUCUUGUGUUUAUUUUGUUUUGGUCUGUGUUUCAUAUGUAUCAGAGAUUAUGGUUUACACUUCUACUCCUACAUAGUAAAAUCAAUAUGUAAUCACUGUUAACGUAUUUUCAAUAGGUCACAUUAACAUAUGCACAUUGUCUUGCCAUUUGCUACAACUUUAAUAAACCUGGUGUGCUUCACAUUCUCUCUAAA
Perca fluviatilis (European perch) is the source of this 3205-nucleotide messenger RNA. It is a transcript of the gene scarb2c, whose product is annotated as scavenger receptor class B, member 2c. NCBI's taxonomy places the organism in Eukaryota, Metazoa, Chordata, Actinopteri, Perciformes, Percidae. The transcript is spliced from 12 exons. Gene Ontology annotation, molecular function: scavenger receptor activity. The coding region runs from base 146 to 1591 and encodes 481 amino acids. Gene Ontology annotation, cellular component: cytoplasm; membrane; lysosome. The record is from RefSeq and is a predicted model, not a curated record. Gene Ontology annotation, biological process: protein targeting to lysosome; receptor-mediated endocytosis.